Messenger RNA from Trametes versicolor FP-101664 SS1, 1524 nucleotides. Its product is annotated as P-loop containing nucleoside triphosphate hydrolase protein. Gene Ontology annotation, biological process: regulation of DNA repair; DNA-templated DNA replication. Gene Ontology annotation, molecular function: ATP hydrolysis activity; enzyme activator activity; DNA binding. Gene Ontology annotation, cellular component: nucleus. Lineage: Eukaryota; Fungi; Basidiomycota; Agaricomycetes; Polyporales; Polyporaceae. The transcript has 9 exons. The coding region runs from base 1 to 1524 and encodes 507 amino acids. The record is from RefSeq and is a predicted model, not a curated record.
AUGGCACAGGCAUCCCUUACUUCGCUCUUUACACAGACUGGGAAAGGAUUGCGCGCGUCCUCUUCCUUUACCGAACAUGCCUCAUCAUCCAAGUCUGGGCACACGCGAAAGCGCAGCGAGGCGGAGGAUACGUUCCCUACCCAGGUCACCCCGCUCAAACGACAACGAGUCACUACAUCUGCACGAUUACAGUCUGCCGCGCCAUUGGCAGAACGCCUGCGGCCGCAAACUCUGGCAGAGUUUGUUGGUCAGCCUCACUUGACCGGGCCGGGUUCUCUCUUACGGAGCCAGCUCGAUCGGGGCGCUACGGGGAGUAUCAUAUUCUGGGGACCACCUGGAUGUGGCAAGACUACGAUAGCGCGACUGCUUGCAAAGAGCUCCAACGCUGUAUUCAAAGAAUUGAGCGCUACGGACUCGGGCAUAGCGGACGUUCGCGCGGUCGUCGAGGAAGCCAAGAGUUUGCUCGCCCUCACAGGCAGGCGGACCAUCCUAUUCCUAGACGAGGUACACCGCUUCAACAAGGCCCAGCAGGACAUCUUCCUCCCAUUCCUUGAACAAGGUCAUCUGCAGCUUAUAGGAGCUACGACCGAGAAUCCCUCCUUCCGGCUUACCAGCGCGCUGCUGAGCCGAUGUCGUGUCUUCGUGUUAGAGCGACUCACAGAUGACGACAUCAGAAAAAUUAUCAUUCAAGCCGUAGAGCGUCCCGAGCCCGCGUUCGCCGCAUACCCACAACUGACACCCAAGGUCCUGUCAACGAUCGUCUCACUGUCUACUGGCGACGCGCGUACCGCGCUUUCCCUUCUCGAACUCGUCCUCUCUGCCUCCUCCGCCUCGGACGAGGAGAAGCUCCUCAGCGCACUUCGCCGCUCGGUAUCGACUGCAUACGACCGCUCUGGCGACGCGCGUUAUGACCUCAUCUCCGCCCUGCACAAGAGCGUACGCGGCAGCCAGGGCAGCGCCGCGUUAUACUGGCUUGCACGUAUGCUGGGCGCCGGCGAAGACCCCCUGUACAUCGCUCGGCGUAUGGUCGUAUGCGCGAGCGAGGACAUCGGGCUCGCGGACAGCCAUGCGCUCCCUCUGGCAAUGUCGACAUACCAGGCCUGUCAGGUCAUAGGUAUGCCGGAGUGCCGCAUCAACCUCGCGCACCUCGUAUCGUACCUAUCGGAGGCGCCCAAGUCGACUCGCGCGUACGAGGGCUACAAGCGCGCUGAGGAGGCCGCAAAGCUCGACAUGACGAUUCCCGUCCCGCUCAUGGUGCGUAACGCGCCGACGGGGCUCAUGCAGAAUCUCGGGUAUGGCCACGGGUACCGGUACAACCCGGAGUUCGCGCAUCCGGUCACGAACGACUAUCUCCCGAUACAGUUCCGCGACGAGGAGUUCCUGCUGAAGGAGGGAGAUAUCCACGACAAGGCCUGGGAUGAAGACGCGCUCCGGGAGUGGGAGUUCAAGGAAAACGGCGGACGCCCCUGGUCGGGUCGCCCAGCCGACACUGGUGCUAGUUCGUCUAACGAGCAGCACACUUAA